Messenger RNA from Knipowitschia caucasica, 1548 nucleotides. The record is from the annotation of a GenBank genome assembly. NCBI's taxonomy places the organism in Eukaryota, Metazoa, Chordata, Actinopteri, Gobiiformes, Gobiidae.
AUGGUGUUGGCGGCUAUGUUGGCGUGGGUGCUCCUCUUCCUGGGCUUGCUGUCAUACUUCCUGGACACUCGGGUGGGAGAGUUACCGCUGACCUCUGCUGGAUCUUUGCUGUCCCAACACCCCGACAUCCGCCGCCUGGCCUCCAUACAGGCCGCCAUCACGGGGUCCAGGCGCGAGCACGUCACCGCCACGCCUCCGUAUCAGGGAAACGAGUCCAGACCAGGCCACAGCUCGCCCGCUCCUGAAUCCAGCCUGGAGAGAACACACAGUCCCAACAGCGCCCCCUAUGCGUCGCAAGAGGCCGGGCAACAACAGGACUAUCUGGAUCCGCAGAGUCUGGCUGCUUGGUCCUCUUUCGGCACAGAGAACGUCGAUGACCCUCAGGUGCGCAGUCGCGACAGGACCUCUCAACAAAUCACGGACUAUCAAAACAAUGUCAGCAACCUCCGAGAAGAAGAAGAAGAAGAAGAAAUGGAGGAGGGAGAACUCGACAACAGGCUGGGCAACGUGGCGCACCGAAGGGCUGGCGAAGACUCCAGAGAGAUGGAGGAGCAGUACUUCUCCAAGUCUUUCUCCGUGGUGCAGCGUCUGUGGAGGGGCAAGGUGUCUUCUGGGAUGUUGAGUCCUCGUCUGCAGCGGGCCAUGAAGGACUAUGUGAGCGCCAACAAGCAUCACGUAGUUUAUAUGGAUCAGCGUAAACCAGCCGUGAGUGCCAAAGACUUGCUGUGUCAGAUCAAGACCCAGGCCAGACUCGCCACCGUGGACGGGUCCGAGGAGCCGUUCAGAUCUCUGGGAUGGGAGCGCCUGGUACCCUCCCUCCCUCUGGAGCAGCUCUACAGACGCGGAGGCCUGAGCGCGUUUAAGACCUGUGCUGUGGUCACCUCAGCUGGGUCCAUCCUGCGCUCGGGGCUGGGCAGCGAGAUCGACACACAUGACGCAGUGUUACGGUUCAAUGCGGCGCCGACAGAUGGAUAUGAGCGAGACGUGGGCAACAGGACCACUAUACGCAUCAUCAACUCACAGAUUUUGGCCAAUCCUCGGCAUCGAUUCAACACCAGCUCUAUCUACAAAAAUGUCACGUUGGUGGCAUGGGAUCCUGCUCCCUACACUGUCGACCUGCACCGGUGGUUCGCCAAUCCAGACUACAACCUGUUCGGCCCCUACACGGAGCAACGCAAGCUCCACCCGGACCAGCCCUUCUACAUCCUCCACCCCGGCUUUGUGUGGAGGCUUUGGGACGUGAUCCAGAGCAACACCAAGGAGAACAUCCAGCCUAAUCCCCCCUCGUCGGGUUUUAUUGGGAUCCUCCUGAUGAUGACGCUUUGUGAGAAGGUCCAUGUGUACGAGUACAUCCCCUCCAUGCGGCAGACCGACCUAUGUCACUACCACGAGCGCUACUUUGACGCCGCCUGCACGCUGGGAGCCUACCAUCCACUGCUGUACGAGAAGAGCCUCAUCCAGAGGCUCAACACGGGCCCAGAGAAGGACCUGCGCAGGAAGGGCCGCAUCACUCUGCCGGGUCUCAGCACCAUCGACUGUGACGUCUGA